Trichoplusia ni (cabbage looper) is the source of this 3870-nucleotide messenger RNA. RefSeq lists its product as uncharacterized. NCBI's taxonomy places the organism in Eukaryota, Metazoa, Arthropoda, Insecta, Lepidoptera, Noctuidae. The transcript is spliced from 2 exons. The coding region runs from base 207 to 3764 and encodes 1185 amino acids. The record is from RefSeq and is a predicted model, not a curated record.
AAACAAUUCUGUCUCGAUAAAGUUAUAUUUUUUGGCCUUGGGUAUAUUAGUGAAUAGUGUUGUGUGUGAGUCAUAAGGGAGUGAGCGUGAGUUAGGUUAGGAGUGGUGGCUGUGGAAAACUAGUUUUACUGUAGUGCUUUUUGGACGAUGUAGCGCUGAUUACAUACGGAUUAUUACGGUUAUAAUCGGAUUCAGCAACGAACAAGAUGGUUAUAAAACUAACGGGAAACGGUUUGGGGGAGAGGCAGCACGACUUUAACGUCAAAGUCAGCGAAGCCGCUUCAAAUGGUGUAAGUUUCGAUGACAUCAAAGGCGAGACGGACAUAGACAAACUGUUCAAAAUAGAACUGGCAUCGAAAUACAGGAAAAUAGGAUACAUUAUAGAAGUCCUGAAGUCAGGCGACAGUUUACAUAUUUCAAGAGCCCUGAAAUGCAUAUGGAUGUAUGAUGACGAAUUCUCCGAUACCAUAAGUGUAGAUAAUCUUCGUAACAAUGUUAUACCAUUGAUGUCCUUCAGAAUGAAAAGGAAGCUCCUACUUGCUAUAUCAAUGCAUGUUCAGAAUGAAUAUAGAGCCGCUGAAUUUUAUAAAUACUGUCGAUCCGAAAGGUUAGACAAUAUCGCUGUAAAAUUCCUUACUUCCACAAAUGAUAACUUCAAAUUAGAAGUCAUAAAAGACAAUUCUAAUUGUGGACUAGUCACAUCAAUACAAGGCUUAAGGCGAAAGAAUUUGAUUGGACACUCGUUCGUACUAGCUAAAGCUUUUAUAGAACUAUUCUAUGAAAAUAAUAGGCUCCCUGUUCUUCGGGAUCUGAGCUACUUAUUUGCAGAUUCUAGCGAAGAUUAUUUAGACCUACUGGAACAAACAGUUAAGGAUGCAAGCUAUGGUCAACUAGGUGCACGUAUUUCUAAACAGAUAAUGAAAAAACAUAGGAAAAGAGUUCUCAAACUUCCGUUGCUAUAUGUGCGAAUACUGAACCCAAGUGUGUUGGUUGCUAACAGCAACCCGGAUGAUGCAAAAACUUACUUAAAAGCUUUAAUACCAGAAAAAGUGGAUUCCUUUUGGUACGAGAACUACUAUAGCACAUACAAACAUAUUAUUAAUAUAUUAAAGGAUGAUAAGUUUGCAUUUAUAAAACAAAUCUUUACCACGUCAUACCCAGGUAAACAAUUUGAAAUGACUUUGGAAUUUUAUAACCAAGAGUGUUAUCAUUUAAUGACAGAUGAAGAAAAAGAAAAAUGGGCUCUUAAACAGAUUGCAAGCGGUAAUGAGAUUCUCGGCAAUGACAAUGAAUACAUUUGGUAUAAGUUCGUCAGCUUUGAUAAGGCUUUUAGUAACAUAAAAAAUUAUGUCAAUAGGACCACAGAUCAAACGCGCAGAGCAAUGAUUAUCAACGUUCUAAUUGAGUCUGCAAAAAUCCAUCUUGCGAAUCCAACGAUUUGGAAUCGUUGCGUAGAAAAAAUGUUAAAGUAUUAUUAUGAAAGACACAACAAUGAAGCAAAAUACAUUAAAGAGAAUUUCUUAGAUAAGUUGUUUCAAGAAUUUGAUGUUUACCAAUUUGAUAAUGAUUGCUGGAACGCUUUAAACAAAAUAUUUCACAGCAUAGAUGUUUACGAUAAAGUUCAACAAUUUAAUGGUAGAAGCGAAUUUAAAAUUAUUGCUUUAGUUUAUUGUAUAAUAAACAAGUUAGACGUAGACGAAGCUUUAAUUAAAGAGGUUAAGACUAAUGUAUAUUUUUAUAGAUUAAAUACAAACACAAAAAAGUUGACGAAAGACCAACGGGCUAUGGUAUACGAUUUCCUCUUCGAUAUUUACGUGAGCGAAAUAGAGAAAUACAGAAAAGUUCCGUAUAAUGAUGAUAUACAGCACGAACUGCGAAGAUUUAUCCACUUCACUUUAGACCUUUUAUACUAUAACGAAAAGACUAAAGAAGACAUCCCAGAUGUUGUAACUACGUUUUUAAAUUUAGACUCGUCUGAAUUUAAAUACCAUAAACUUUUUUAUAAUGGCGAAGACUCGAAGCCCCGCAACUUAAAACGUGAUUUGAAAAAAGAUGCGAAACUCCUAGUAGAAAACCUGCCAAUGAUAAAAACACACAUUGGUGGCGCUUACUACAACUUGAGCCAGCUCCAAACACUUCUGAAAACAUAUUAUCCUGGUGAUAUCGCAAAGGACUUCCUCGAUUUUUACGAUGAUUUAUUGAAAGAUAAAGAGUUGUUCUACAAAAACGCUAGAGCUGCUACGCAUGGCAUCUUCCAACUCGCCGAUGAGAAAUUUAAAACGGAUUUUAUGAACAAAUAUGCUCCUGAAGAGGCAAAAAUAGAUCACGUAACCGCUGACAAAAACAUGCUACUGAUUCAACAGGCCAUAUGCGCCCAUGCGUGCUACUCGCGGCCACCGGUUGCUCUUGAAGUCAUGCUCAAAUAUAUCAAAGGCGACUAUGUGCGGUUUUGUUUGCCUACGUUUCAAUCAUACUUGGCAAACCUGCCAUUACCUCAGUGCAUAGAAUUUGUUCGAGCACUAUUAGAUACACCAGUAUCCAUUCAAAAACAUGGCAUUCGUCUCGCGUUUGAAUGUUUCAGUAUCGAAAAUCUUAACACACUGGUUUUAGAUGUUUGGAAGGAAACGAAAAAUAUUUCCCUAAGAUUGAUAAUUUACAAGGCCCUUUAUAUAAAGAUUAUAAAAGAACUUAGUAAUGAUUCGCAAGAUAAGCUAUUUGAUACGUUAAAAAGUAUUACAUGGACUGUAAAUGAGAACGAUGACAAAGAGUUGUUUGAACUUUUUGUGGAUGAUGAAUUUCCCAGUCGCUUACUAUCUGAAUUUACGCGAAUUGUUUGGAAAGUAGUUAGCCAAUUACCUGUAAAACAACUGAACCUUUCACAUAUGAAUAGCGUAUUGCAUUAUAUAACGGAUAAUUUUAGUUUAAUAAACCAAGAGAUCAUCGCAGAAAUUGUUGACGAAUUUAUAGCAUCUUUAUUUACAGAACAUGGUCCAAAAAACACAAGUCAUUCAGAAAUAGAAGAAAUAAUCGGAGCUAAAUGGAACCUUACUGUCAAAUAUAUUAUACAUUCUGAAAACGAAACUGAUCUGGACAAAAAAAUUAAAUUAACACAAAAUUUAAUAAAACGAUGUCUUACGGAACCUAAAUAUGCCUUAAAAGAAAGCUGUUUAAGUUUCGUAAACAAUCUUGAAGAAUCGGGUUACUAUGUGGAUAUAAAGAAUUUCGGUAAUAUUGAUAUUGUUUUGAGGUCUGUGAAAAAACAACUUGAAGAAACAUUAUCAUUCGAAGAGAAUUACGAUAAUGUUUGGGAACUUGAACUUGGGUUUGCGACUAGAAGAGCAAUAGUCGGAGCAAACUGGGAUGAAAGCGGUGACACUCAAAUACAAAUGAGACAUAACGCUUUAAAUUUUGCUAAGGAAUUAGAAAAUGUAAUUAAAUCUUACAUCGAAAAAGGAAUGUAUUUCGCUUCCAUAUUGACAGAUCUAACUUCAAUGAUAAUUAACAAAAUACACAAGUUGAUAUACAAAUUUGAUAUUUACAGUCAUAGAGAUGCGUUUAUGAUUUUGAUAUGUUUAGGAUUAAUGGAGUUUGAUAAACCAGAAAUAUAUUUACUAGUUAUGCAUCUCCUACCAUCACACUGUGAGCCCGAAUACAACGGAGACUUUGGGUUAAUACUUGAAGGUCUUAAAAAAGUAGAAAAUAAAGAAAUAAAAUUAAAUCUGUAUAGGAAAUUUAAUAAAUUAAUGCAAGGUGUUCGCAGCUAAGCGUUAGCUGUGCGAAUUUACCAAUAAUGAUAAUUAGGUGUUGGUGCGAAAAAAAUGCCGUUAGGAGAACUUAGGAAUUCUAUAUUCGGUUCGGUACAUCUUAAUC